This is a messenger RNA of Passer domesticus (house sparrow), 2644 nucleotides long. RefSeq names its product chromosome 11 C2orf72 homolog (gene C11H2orf72). The transcript has 2 exons. The record is from RefSeq and is a predicted model, not a curated record. Bases 1 to 807 code for a protein of 268 amino acids. Lineage: Eukaryota; Metazoa; Chordata; Aves; Passeriformes; Passeridae.
AUGCGGAUGCGGACCGGACAGGGAGCACGGCGGGGGAUGGCGGCGGCGGACCUGCAGGAGCUGCGGGCGCUGGUGGAGCGGGCGGGCGGCCGGCGGGCAGUACUGCUGGUGGCCGAGGUGGCGGAGGGGGCCCCGGCGGCGCCCGCGCUGGCCGCCUUCGCCCGCGACCUCCUGGACGACGAGGCGCCUUGCGCAGCGUGCCCGGGGCCGGUGCCGGGGUGCCGGGCGCGGCGAGCGCAGGGCGCGGGGCGGAGGGCGCUGGGAGCGCGGCUGCUGCUGGUGCUGUGCGGCGGCGGCGCGGCGCGGGACCGCGCGGCGCGAACUCGCCUGCGGGAGGUGGUGCGGGACGUGUGCGGCCGCCUGCCAGCGGGGCCGCCGCCCGCCGUCGUGGGCGUCCUGCUGCCCGGCGGGGACGGAGAGGACGCGGCGGUGCUGGACGCGGCGCUGCGGCGGCACUUCCCGGCGCCCGGCACGGUGCAGGCGGCCCGGUACAGCCCGGGCAGCCCCGGCGACUGCCGUGCCGCCGCCUGCCGCGCCCUGCGGGCUGCCCUGCAGCACCCCGCAGAAGACAUGAAAGACAGGGAGAGGUGGAGGUUGCCAUCCUUUCUGCAGUGCAUUUCUUGGAACCAGAGGAGCUGGAGAAAAGAUUACAAAGCAAAAGCUGAAAACAACAUUCAUGAAGGUAUGCCCAGCUCCCUCCUUGCACUCUGUUGUGAUUGUCAGAAGUUCCUCAUGAUUCCCUGGUGGUUCUGGUGCCCAAGCCCCUUGCUGGUAGCCUCUUCCAGCUACUUCCACCUCUGCAGCUGACCUUGCUUCCCUGGCUGUGGUUUGGCCCAAACCUGAAGACAACCAGCACAUGUAUCUGCUUUGUUGCCAUUUCCUGACCUUUUGCUUGUCUAAACAAAAUCACACUGAGUCUGGUGCCCAAAUACAUGCCUGGAAGCACUGCUGAACUCAGCUGCAUUUUGUUUGAAUGUUUGAUUAGACUCUCCAUCUAGCACCCUGAUAUGUGAUGUUUUCUGCAAACAGGGGUGGAAGGAGUGUUCCCAAAACAUUUGCUUUUGGGGCUGGCAGAGAGAAGGGAGAGGGCAGUAUGCCAUGGGCUCCCUGAUUCUAAAGGAAAUUGUUCAGGUAACACACAGCAUAGCACUCAGCCUGUGUGCAUGGUUGGCACUUUGGCUUGUACUUCCCAGCAGUGACUUUCUUUUUGCAGGAGUGCCUCAUGCAGGAGGCUACAGGGCUUGUGGUGUGGAGAUCCAGGUUGUACUAUGAAGCACAAAGAGGAGGGAAAGCUCCCUCACUGUAAAAGGAAAGACUAGACCAGACUAAACUAGACUAGACUAAACUAGAAUAGAAUAGAAUGUUAUAUUUUCCCUUGAAAGGAACCUACAAUAAUCAUCUAGCCCAAUUGCCUGACCACUUCAGGGCUGGCCAGAUUUUAAAGGAUGUUAUUAAGGGCCUUGUCCAAAUGCCUCUUAAAUAUAAAAAAUACUUAAAGAGCAUAAGAGUCAGACAAAACAACUGAAAUGAAUGCCCAAUUUAUGCAGCUUUGAGACAUGUGAGACAUAGGAGGCUUGUGAGACCCACUCUCCAUGGUCAGAAAAUGGAAGUGCCUGAUCUUGCUGUCAGUCAUGCAAUUUGUUUUGAGAUUGCUGAGACUUCAGGAGGCCAGGAGCUAGGCCCUGUGCUCCUUUGCUCUAUUUGCUGAAGCAAUGUUAAGUUUGUAAAACAAAAUGAAAAUCAGUUUUGGAAAAACAGCUGUGCUUAUGUUGUGAGUAUAUAUCAAUUGCUUCAGCCCAUGCUUUUUUUUCAUCUUAAUCUGCAUUUUCUGGGAAGGAGGGGUUUUCCACUCAGCUCUGCCUUGACUCUCUCUGCUCCCUGCAGGCCUGCAGGGCCCUGAGGAAGAAGUGGCCCUGGCCAGCCUUUCCCCCCAUGGGAACUGUGAAGGAGCUGCUGGAGGCACAGGCACCUAGAGCUGCUGGCAUCCAGCACAGUCCGCAGCCCAGACCUGCCCAGGGAUUUGGAGCAAGGGGAGGAGGAGCUGGUGCAGGCCCUCUCCUCCCAGGACACACAGCUCCAGGGAAAAGCUGCCUGGCUGAACUCGUCGGGGUGUUUUUAGCUGCCAGCAGCACUGAGGGGCUGUGCCAGAGAGCCAUUCCCUGCUGCCCCGGGGCACUUGGAGCUGCAGCUGGACACUGGGCCUCUGAGAAGCCCUUUGGGGAUGUACCUCACAUCCCACGUUGGGACUUUGAGUGUGAAAUGCAGCCGCCUGUUUGAAGAAUGAGAAAUGUUUUCUGAUUCUGAGCAAAGCUCCCUGCUGAGGUUGCUGGGGCUGGCCUCCCUGGCAGACUGAUUCUGCUGCCUUGUUUUCCUGCUUUAUUGGUGCUUGGAAGUUCCCACCCUCUUUGUGAUCAAAAACCAAACCAGAACAGAACAAACCAAACCAAACCAAAACACACAAUCCCCCCCCAGCCAAGUAACAGAGUGGCUUGGAGACUGCAGUGGGACUAAAUGUGAGCUCUGGGAUCCACCAGCGACUGAAAAGGCUCGAAUGUAACAGUGUAACAUGAAGAAUGCAGCAACAGCCCAGCCGGAGUGGCAAGAAUAACGUGAAAGACACUGACAGUACUGGCUUGUUGAAUAA